AAAACCACGUAACUUUAGUUUUGACUCCCGACAAUGGUGCAUUUAAGCCUUUUAAACUAUUUUAAACUUCAUAAUAUUACAUCGCUGAGCGUGUUUGCUAAAGCACACUGCAAUUGCAAAAAUCUAUUUCAGGAAUGUCACGGCGCAGACAGAUCUUUGACCUUUUUUGCCAAAAUGUUGCCACCUACGUUUGUAAAAGGAUUCCACGAUGAAGAAGCCGUUAAAAAAAUGAAAUAUAAGACUUUUGGUCAAACAGGAAUGACUGUUUCUCGCUUGGGUAUGGGUGGUGCUGUGUUUUCGGAUCUUUUUGGUGCUUUCACGUUUGAAGAGUCCAAAAACACGCUUUUAUUAGCACUAAAAUCAGGCAUUAAUUAUAUUGACACGGCACCAUGGUAUGGACAAGGUGUUUCAGAAACAACUAUUGGCAAAGCUCUAGAAGGUGUUCCACGUGAAGCAUACUACAUCGCAACGAAAGUCUGUCGUUAUGAAAGGGAUCCAAAGAAAAUGUUUGAUUUCUCAGCAGAGAAAACUCGUCAAAGCUUCGAGGAGAGUUUAAAACGAUUAAAACUUGAUUACGUCGACGUUUUACAAAUUCAUGAUAUGGAUUUUGCCCCAUCUAUUGAUUACCUCCUCAAAGAAACAUGGCCGGUGCUUAUGGAAUUCAAACGUCAAGGAAAAGCUAGGUUUAUUGGUGUUACAGGAUAUACUUUAUCAAAAUUAGCGGAAUUUGUUGGGAAAUGUGGUGAAAUCGACACGGUUUUAAAUUAUGGUCGAAUGACACUUCAUGAACAAGCAUAUGUUCAGUAUAAAGAUAAUUUUAAGAAUUUGGGCAUUUUGAAUGGCGCUGUGUUGGCGAUGGGAUUAUUCACUAAUAAUGGUCCACAGAGUUGGCAUCCAGCUGAUGCAGAAAUCAGAGCUGCUGCUAAAGGAGCUAUUGAAUAUUGCCAGAAAAAUGACGUUGAUAUUGCUAAAUUAGCAUUGGCAUUUUCAUUUGAAAAUUACGGAGAUGUUGUUCUCAACGGAAUGAAUACUCCGUAAUUAUUGACGUCUACUUUAAAUGUCCUUCUAGAUGGUUUAACACCGAAAGAAAAACAGGUUCAAGCAGAUAUUAAGAAAGUAUAUUUUGAUCCAUUGACCAAUCGCAACUGGGAACACGUUGAAAUCGCAGAGUGGAAAAAGCAAAUCGCGGCAUAAUUUUUUAUUAUAAUAUAAUAUUAUUAAGUCAUAAACUAUGGCAUAAAUAUUACUUUGUAUUAUUUUUCUCUCUUUAAUUAAGUUAAUAUAAUCACCGUGGAAAAACUA
Messenger RNA from Dalotia coriaria, 1302 nucleotides. RefSeq lists its product as uncharacterized. Gene Ontology annotation, cellular component: cytosol. NCBI's taxonomy places the organism in Eukaryota, Metazoa, Arthropoda, Insecta, Coleoptera, Staphylinidae. The record is from RefSeq and is a predicted model, not a curated record. Bases 34 to 1038 code for a protein of 334 amino acids. The transcript has 8 exons. Gene Ontology annotation, molecular function: L-galactose dehydrogenase activity.